AUGGGGACAUAUGGGGGCUAUGGGGCCGUGGGAGGCCAUGAGAACUCCUGUGGGGCUGUUCCCCCCGAGCGUUUCCCGGUGUCGGAGGUGGAUGUUAUCCUGAAGGAUGUGGUUUUUCUCUUACAGGUUAUUAAAGCUCGAGUGAAAGACCUUAUGAUCCCGAGGUACAAGAUUGUUGUGGUGACACAUGUUGGGCAGCUGAAGGAGCAGAGCAUGCAGAUCGGAAGCAGGUGCCUGUGGGAUCCUGCGAGCGAUACGUUUUCGUCAUAUGUGUUCAAGAAUGCUUCACUCUUUGCUCUUGCAAACGUCUAUGCUGUCUAUUUUGAAUAA
Molecule: messenger RNA, 330 nt
Organism: Apaloderma vittatum (bar-tailed trogon)
Lineage: Eukaryota; Metazoa; Chordata; Aves; Trogoniformes; Trogonidae
Gene: DYNLT5
Product: Tctex1 domain containing 1
Exons: 3
Coding region: 1-330 (109 amino acids)
Biological process (GO): microtubule-based movement
Cellular component (GO): cytoplasm; cytoplasmic dynein complex
Molecular function (GO): dynein intermediate chain binding
Source: RefSeq, a predicted model, not a curated record